Phytophthora nicotianae INRA-310 is the source of this 1518-nucleotide messenger RNA. RefSeq lists its product as hypothetical. The transcript has a single exon. Lineage: Eukaryota; Oomycota; Peronosporomycetes; Peronosporales; Peronosporaceae. Bases 1 to 1518 code for a protein of 505 amino acids. Gene Ontology annotation, molecular function: nucleic acid binding; ATP binding; RNA helicase activity. The record is from RefSeq and is a predicted model, not a curated record.
AUGGCCGAAGGCGCAUAUAAUCCGCGGCGGAAACGGCGUCGUACAGAGCCUCCAGCAGCUUCCAUUAAAAUUGAACAUCACCAACCUAUAGCUAGCUCAACAUACGAAGCGUCUGCAAAGCAGGAAGUUUCAUGGUUUCGCCAAGAGCGAGGAAUUGCAGUCGAAGGAGAAGACCCAAUUCCGCCCCCAAUUCGCAGUUUCUCCGAGCUUUUGCUGUCUCCAGACGUCAUUUCCUUGUUACAAUCCCGUGGGGUCACGACCCCGUCGUCGGUGCAGUCCCAGGCACUUCCAUGUGUCUUCCAAGGUCGCGAUGUCGUCGCUUUGGCCCCAACAGGCAGUGGAAAGUCCCUGUGCUACAUUCUCCCCACGGUUAGACUGCUGCAAGGAUUGCUCAGGCAAACAGUUCUUGGGUUUGAUCAUUACUCUCCAAUGUCCGUAAUACCAACUUCACCUUGUGCGUUGGUUAUGGUACCAACACGAGAGCUUGUCGAUCAAGUGGUGCAGGACCUCGCUGCAUUCUUCCCCAGCUCGACAAGUCCACCGGUUGUUGGAAUCUGCGGUGGCGUUGCAGUGGACGAUCAGCUUGCAGAGCUUCGUCAACAUGCAACUAGUCCAGUCGCAAUGGUGGCGACGCCAGGAAGACUGUUACAUCUCGUGCAGUGUCACGCAGCAACAUUAUCGCUUAGGCGGAUCUCUCUCCUUGUAGUAGACGAGGUGGACCGCGUGUUGGACGCUCUAGAUAUGGAGACGCAGCUACGGGAGAUUCUACAAAUUACAAACUCGUCCGGCCGACAGACGCUAUUGCUCUCUGCUACGCUGCCUGUGUUCUUACCACGGUUGGCGCGAUCGGCAGUGCUUCGACCAGUCACGAUUCGCGUUGAAGAAGCAAACAUGGCGACCCAAGCUCCGUGUCCACUGUCGAAUCAAGCUACUAGCGCUACCCCAAUGACUAUGCUUGCACUCUCUACGACCUCGACUGUGGUUCAUGACGUACAGUUCAUGCGUCUGGCUGAAAAACCUUUUCGUUUGUUCCGCGUGUUGCGAGCGACUAAACACCCGCCAGUUUUGAUAUUCUGCAACUCGCGGUCAAGUGUUGAACGCGUCGCCCGUCUACUACGCUACGAACAAUUCCACGUGGCUCCGCUGCAUGCUGGGCAGUCUCAAGGGUAUCGUACUCGUGCACUACGCGCAUUUCGAGCAGGAUACGUUGACGUUCUGGUGGCUACAGAUCUGGCCUCGCGUGGACUUGACCUCCCUGGUGUCAAGCAUGUUGUGUUGUUCGACAUGCCGUCUACUAUUGAAGACUAUGUGCAUCGCUGCGGUCGUACAGGAAGGCAUCCUGGAGGUGACUUUGAAGUUUCUGGUGCUUCGGGUAAAGUCACAUCGUUCCUGACGCGUGAAUGUGCAAUUGCAAUGGAGCUGAAACAAGUGCUAAGUGCGGCUAGACAACCACUGCCUCGUGAGCUGGAGGUACCAAAGAAGUUCCACCAAACCGUUGGUACUGAGCAAGAGCAAUAG